AUGGUCAAAUGGGGCCAAGAGGACUCAGCCUGGUUUGUGAAAAAGCGAGGUUGGACCAACAUCAAUAUCUGGCACUGGGCAGUAUGGGUUGCCACCAACCCGUCCAAGGGGAAGCUUUGUGAGAUCUUGGUGGAUGUUGUUGUAGAGAAGCAGAUCUUCAAACCGAAGCAAGUAGAAGGCAAGUCUUCCAGCAGCAGCCACAAAGGAAAGCCAAUUUUUUUCUAUGAGUGGAACACCAAACUGGGCUGGAAAGGUACAAGUAAAGAAUCUGGUGUGAAGCACAAAGGAUUGAUUGAAAUAACCAAUCUCUCUGAAGAAAAUGAAGUAGAUGACACUGAGGUGAAUGUGAGUAAAAAGAAAGAUGUUGGGGAUAUAUUGAAGGAUAUUAACAGAACCUCAGGUACCACCAUCAGGGAGGUCCCUGGAGAUUACCUGAAGCCACUUAAGACAGAAUUUACAAGGGGAAUGGUUUUACCAUUGAAAACUUUGGCAACUCAAGAAUUGACUGUUAAAAGGAAACUGAGCGAGAAUACCUUGCAGGCCUCAUCUCCAGUGACAUUGGGAAUAAGGAUUUCCAUUGUGGCACUACUCGUGAUGGAACUGUUACAGCUGUGCAGCGUCUUCACUGUGAAAGAUUUGGUACAAAAAUUUUCUGAAAAGGGAGGGAAAUUCUGA
Messenger RNA from Ailuropoda melanoleuca (giant panda), 675 nucleotides. Its product is annotated as activator of HSP90 ATPase homolog 2. Gene Ontology annotation, molecular function: protein-folding chaperone binding; ATPase activator activity. NCBI's taxonomy places the organism in Eukaryota, Metazoa, Chordata, Mammalia, Carnivora, Ursidae. Gene Ontology annotation, cellular component: cytosol. Gene Ontology annotation, biological process: positive regulation of ATP-dependent activity; protein folding. The record is from RefSeq and is a predicted model, not a curated record.